Molecule: messenger RNA, 2985 nt
Organism: Thalassophryne amazonica
Lineage: Eukaryota; Metazoa; Chordata; Actinopteri; Batrachoidiformes; Batrachoididae
Product: AMP deaminase 2-like
Exons: 18
Coding region: 487-2781 (764 amino acids)
Biological process (GO): AMP metabolic process; IMP salvage
Cellular component (GO): cytosol
Molecular function (GO): AMP deaminase activity
Source: RefSeq, a predicted model, not a curated record
UACUGUUCAUGCACUGGAAACCGGUGUAAUCAGGAAGCAGCUGAGGGAGAGAGGCAGAGAAACGGAGAAUCAGGGGAGAAAAAAACAAAAUCCUGCCUCACCACAACAUUGGAAGGGAGGACAGUUACAACAGGAGUACCAAGAAUAAAGAAAAUGAAGGAAAUGGUAAAAUCCUGCUGUUAAAGCAGUUUUUGUUGAGGGAAGAGUAUAUCUCGAUUCUCGGUCCUCUCUUUUUGCUGUCAUCCCGUCUUCCACUGUGUCAGCGGGGGAGGGUACAUCAUCUGUCCCAGGCCUGCGUAAAUGUCCCAGCAUCCCGCAAGAGCUGAGACUAGGCCACUGCGACUGUAACGGAGAUGUGAGAACAAGGCAAGACAGGGAGAAAGAGAUCUGUGUAGUGUGUUUGGUCCAAAGCCCUUAAAGCCCCAACAAUCCCUCCCAGGGACACCUGUUUCUCAGACGCAUUUCCCAAUCGACCUACGAACAUCCAUGGAAGAAAAGUACAAAGAGAUUGCUGAGGAGCUGUUCACUUUCAGCAUGGCAGACAGUGAGAUGCGUAGUGCUCCUUAUGAGUUUCCGGAGGACAGCCCCAUUGAACAGCUAGAAGAGCGACGGCAUCGCCUGGAGAGGCAAAUCAGCCAGGACAUUAAGCUUGAGCCAGAGAUCUUACUCCGCGCAAAACAGGACUUCAUGAAAAUCGACAGUGCUGCGGAUCUGGAGUUAAUGAUAGAGAAGAGUAUCGACACUGUUGAUGAUGGCUUUAAAGAACAGGAAAUGCCACUGGAGCGAGAGUACCAGCGGGUUUCAAUAUCUGGAGAGGAAAAGUGUGGCGUACCCUUCACUGACCUCGUAGAUGCAGCCAAGUGUGUGGUGAAGGCAUUAUUCAUUCGAGAGAAGUACAUAAACCGAUCCUUGCAAAGCUUUUGUAAGACCACAGCUCACUUCUUGCAGGAACUUGGGUUGAAAUCUGAGGAUGUGGCAAUCUGUGAUGAUAUUAUAGAGACUCCUAUAGACAAUGAUGUUACCGUCCACCCACCUGUUUCAGAAACACACCCUUAUGAAAAUUUAGACCCCAAGAACAUGCCGCCAGACGCAGGAUAUGGUUCCAAGAUGGUGGAUGGAGUAAUCCAUGUCUACACCAAGAAAAGUCCCAUGGACAAUAGCACAGAGCUGGACCUGCCCUACCCUGACUUGAAGGAAUAUAUUGCUGACAUGAAUGUUAUGAUGGCUCUGAUUAUCAAUGGACCUGUGAAGUCUUUUUGCUACCGCCGCCUCCAGUACCUAAGCUCAAAAUUCCAGAUGCACAUCCUCCUGAAUGAGAUGAAGGAGCUGGCAGCUCAGAAGAAGGUUCCACACAGAGAUUUCUACAACAUACGCAAGGUAGACACACACAUACAUGCAUCAUCCUGUAUGAACCAGAAGCACCUGCUGAGAUUCAUCAAAAGAGCCAUGAAGAAGUACCCUGAGGAGAUAGUACACAUAGAGCAUGGGCGUGGUCAGACCCUGAAGGAGGUUUUUGAGAGCAUGAACCUGACAGCCUUCGAUCUGAGUGUAGACACUCUCGAUAUGCAUGCGGACCGUAACACGUUCCAUCGAUUUGACAAGUUCAAUGCCAAAUACAACCCCAUUGGAGAAUCCAUCCUGAGAGAGAUCUUUAUCAAGACUGACAACCACAUUGAAGGAAAAUACUUUGCGCACAUAGUAAAGGAGGUAAUGGCUGACUUGGAGGAGAGUAAGUACCAGAACUCUGAGCUCCGCCUAUCCAUCUACGGUCGUUCCAGUGAUGAAUGGGAUAAACUGGCUCAGUGGGCUGUCAAACAUUGUGUGUAUUCUGAUAAUGUGCGCUGGCUCGUUCAAAUACCCCGCCUUUUUGAUGUGUACCACACAAAGAAGCAGCUGGCUAAUUUCCAGGAGAUGCUGAUGAAUAUCUUCUUGCCUCUGUUCGAAGCCACGAUCAACCCCCGCAGCCACCCUGAGCUGCACCUGUUCCUCGAGCAUCUGGUGGGCUUUGACAGCGUUGACGAUGAAUCCAAACCUGAGCACCAUAUUUUCAAUCUCGACAGUCCGCUGCCGGUCAACUGGACAGAUGAGGACAACCCACCCUACUCUUAUUACCUCUACUACACCUAUGCCAACAUGACCGUCCUCAACCACCUGCGAAAGUGUCGAGGUUUCAAUACAUUUGUGUUCAGACCUCACUGUGGGGAAGCGGGACCAAUCCACCACCUGGUGUCUGGUUUCAUGUUGUCACAGAACAUCUCCCAUGGCCUGAUGCUCAGAAAGGCCCCUGUGCUGCAGUAUCUUUACUACCUUGCUCAAGUUGGUAUCGCCAUGUCCCCGCUGAGUAACAACAGCCUGUUCCUCAGUUACCACCGCAACCCGCUGCCAGAGUACCUGUCCCGAGGACUCAUGAUCUCUCUGUCCACUGAUGAUCCCCUUCAGUUCCACUUCACCAAGGAGCCUCUGAUGGAAGAGUACAGCAUUGCCACACAGGUGUGGAAGCUAAGUUCCUGUGACAUGUGUGAGCUGGCAAGGAACAGUGUCCUCAUGAGUGGGUUUUCACACAAGGUCAAAAGCUUUUGGUUGGGCCCAAACUACAAUAAAGAGGGAUCUGAGAGCAACGACAUCCGUCGCACAAAUGUCCCUGAUAUCCGUGUGGCGUACCGCAGUGAGACGCUGUCUGAGGAGCUCCACCUUAUUACUCACGCCGUGCACACGGGGCAGCUGGACGACAGUGAUGAAGACAACGCUCUGUCCAUGGGCCCUCUUUCAGGACGGCGCUGACAUCACAGACACACGGCCCUGUAUGCCCUCAACCUUAUGGCCCAUCCUAGCAUGCCACUGAAGACGCACGGUAUGGAAGCACUUUUGCUCUGCACCUACAUGUUGAUGUAGAAACAAACUGACAGCCAAGGACGCCGUGCUGCCAGAGUACUUCAUCUCCAGUGCUGUUACAGGUCUGAUGUUGUGCUAAAGUUUAGGUAAGAG